GCUGUCCCUGCCCUGUCCCCGUCCCUGCCCCUGCCCUGUCCCCGCUCCAGCCUUUGCGCAAGGCACCCUCCUCACACGCAGCUGGCACCUGGAGUCCCACAGCUGUCCCAGUGUCCCACAGCUGUCCCGGUGGUGUCCCACAGCUGUCCUGGUGUCCCACAGCAGGCCCGGUGCUCUCCCGGGCCAGCGCCGUGUCUGGGGACAGCCGUGCAUGGAGGGACCGCUGCCCCGGGGCCCUACAGCAGCUGGGGAGCUCCUGCCGCAGCAGGGAUGUCCGAGACCUCCAGCAAGGAGGGUGCCCCGGCAGAGUGCCCCGUGUGCUACGAGAAGUUCCAGCCCCUGGAGGCCACGCACCGGCGGCUCAGCUGCGGCCACACCUUCUGCCAUGACUGCCUGGUGAAGUGCCUGCUGUCGGCCAAGUUGGAUGGGCACAUCCAGAGCAGCAUCAUCUGCCCUGUGUGCCGCUACGUCACCUUCCUCAGCAAGACGAAGGCUCUGUGGCCACCCAGCACCAACCCCCAGACCCUGGAGAUGCCUCUGUCACCGUCCUCCUUAUCCCAGCUGGCCAAAAGCCAGGCCAGCAACACGCUGGUUGUGCCCAGCCACUUCGUGCUGCCGGUGCAGAGCCUGGAGUGGUGCUCCCAGGCGCUCCCGGGGGUGCUGGCACGGGAAGCUCACAUCUUUGUCAUCAGCGACCACGGCAUGCCCCUGGUAGCCACGGACUGCGGCUCCCUGGGCAGGAGGAGCAGGGCAGACACGGCCAGCUCGGUGUCAUCCAGCCCUGCCCUGGGGCUGCAGUGCUGCCAGUCCCCCAUGGCCCUGGCCGUGAUGCUCGUGCUGACCGUGGCCAUGCUGGCAGCUGUGCUCCCGUGGCUACUGCUGGUCAGGAGGGACUUGUAGCAGGGAUGGGACCAGCCGGGACACCAGAGUGGUGUCACCAGGGCUGGGACACCAGAGUGGUGUCACCAGGGCUGGGACACGGCUGGGACGCCAGAGUGGUGUCACCGGUGCAGGGACAGAACUGGGACACUGGAGUGGUGUCACUGGUGCUGGGACAUGGCUGGGGCUGGAGCCUCUCUCAGAAGGCUCCUGCAGAAAGUCCACAAACAGCUUCGGGUGAAGAUCUCUCGUCUUGCCAGGGACUGAAUGGAGCUUUCAGACCUUCCUGCAGAUCUCCAGGUGUUCACAGUGUCACUGGUGGCAUUUUCUGUCCCUUUUGGUUAAAAUAUGGCAGGACAAACCCUGCUGGGGGCUUCUUCCAGGGUCUCUGUGGAGAGGAUCCUCCUGCACCUUGUGACAGCCCCUGCAGGGCCUGAGGGAGCCGUGCUGCUCCUGCCCAGCUCUGGCUGUGGCACCGGGCACAGCCAGGGGCUCUGGGGGUCAGGGCUGCCAGGUGUGGGGCUGCUGGAGGUCCCCAAGCUCCCAGGACAUCAGGAUCAUGGUGAAGCAGCCAGACUGGAGCAGAAACUCACGGCUUCCAUCCCAGGGAUGGAGAAAUCAGAGCCUGCAGCUGCCGGGCACGAGGGCAGGGAAACCAGAGCAUGGAGAGAGUGGUGCUGGCCCUGCUGAGCUCACCUUCCCCUCUGCCAGCCUCCCUGCAGUGCCAUGGGGUGGGAAGGGAGGCCAGCUCAUCCCACAGGCAGUCCCAGCCUCCCUCAGCUCCCUCUGAGCUCCCCAGGAUGGUGGCUCCUCCUUUUGUCACAGCACCCCUCCUGCCAGGGCACCCAGGGGCAGGGGUUGGGAGUAAACCCAAGUUUAAGGGGGCAGAUUUGGGAUCCCACCCUGCUGUCCUUGCUAGAGCCCUGUGGCAGAGUGACAUUUCCUUGUCCCUGUAUCCCACUCUUGAGGUCUCACAGCCAGGGGCACAUGUUCACCUGUGCCAAACAGGCUGGGCACUGCUCAGCCCCCCAGACCUCCUGGCUUUGCCCUCUUUGGGACUGCUCCACCCCAGUGUCAGCCCCCAGCCCAAGGCCUGCUUUUGGAGGGCAGUGUGCAGCAGGGAGGCACAGCUGGGACUUGGGAAGCUCCGAGCCUGCUCUCAGGGAAGGGAGAAAAUGGGUUGCUGGACACCCCUGCUGGUGCUGGGGUCACUCAUGGCAUGUGUCCCCAGCCCAGUCUGCAUCUCCAUCACCUUUGUCCCCCUGACCCAGUCCCUGGCCCUGUAGGUGCUGCUCUCACUCUGUCACCUGGAAAUAUGUCACUUAAUGGGCACCCCAAUGUGAGCAGGACACCCUCACUGUCACCCCAGUGUGAGCAGGAUGUCCUCACUGCCCCCCCGGGAGGUGACAGUGGGGUACAGAGCUGGCACAGGGUUCCCAUGCUCCCAAGGGAGGGACAAACACUGCCAACAGUGCCACUGCGGUGGCUUUGGGACCAGACAGAACUUUCCAGGGCAACAAGUAAGGACAGCUUGUGGCUGGGAAGGGGGAGCAGCGUGGGGCAGAGGUGUCCCAUGCCAUCUCUGGGGUCACAGCUGGGGACACUGCCCUGCUGGCCUGCUGCCCCCUGUGAUGUUCCUGCACUCCCCCAGCCCUGUCCCAGUGUCCCCACCAAACCCGGGUGCCGUGACCCUGACCCCUGUGUGCAGCACUGGGGAAAAGUGCCUGAGGCACAGCACUGGAAUGGAAACCCUGUUU
This is a messenger RNA of Prinia subflava (tawny-flanked prinia), 2636 nucleotides long. It is a transcript of the gene RNF222, whose product is annotated as ring finger protein 222. Bases 271 to 900 code for a protein of 209 amino acids. The transcript has 2 exons. Lineage: Eukaryota; Metazoa; Chordata; Aves; Passeriformes; Cisticolidae. The record is from RefSeq and is a predicted model, not a curated record.